AUGUGUUCUCCAUUACGUGUUAGUAAAAUUCAAAUGUUUUAUUAUGUUUUAGUUAUGGAUACAAAUAUUUCAACGUCAACAAUGAAAAUCCAUAAUAAAUACUUUUGUAACAAAGAGUCACCUUAUUAUGAUCCAAAAAUUUGUAAGUUGCUGAGUAAAAAUGCUGAAAAAUAUGGAAUAAACAUUUCUCGGAGAGCAUUAACUAUUCUUCCAAGAGAUUUAUUCCAUGGCCUCGAAAAUCUUCAACUCCAGAAAUUAGAUAUUGGCGAUAACAAUCUGACUACACUGCCAAAAGAUAUAUUUAAUCUUCUUGAUGAUCUUCGUACGUUACGAAUGAAUCGCAACGAACUAAAAUAUCUACAGUCAAGUACUUUCUAUGAAUUAUUACAACUUAAAGCACUUCAUCUCAGCAAAAACAAACUGAUAACUUUAUCAAAAGAUAUAUUUAAUGGUCUACAAGAUCUAUGCACGCUACGUUUAGAUUCAAACCGACUGACUAAACUUGAGCCAGGUAUUUUCGAUGAUUUAUUAAGCCUCAAAAAUCUUGAUAUCAGUAAUAACAAUCUUACAACUUUACCGAAAGAUAUAUUUAGGAAUUUAAAAGAGCUUCGUCAUCUUGAUUUGUAUUCAAAUAAACUGACCAAUCUCGAAUCGGGCUCGUUCAAUGGUUUAUCACAACUUAAGUUGCUUCAUAUAGACAAAAACAGUCUGACAACAUUGUCCAACGGUGUAUUUAGUGGUCUUGAAAAUCUAGAGACAUUAUAUUUAGAUUCAAACAAACUAAACAAUCUUGAAGCAGGUUGUUUUAAUGGUUUAUCACGACUUAUCGACCUUGAUAUAAGCAACAACAGACUGAUAAAUUUGUCUAGAGAUGUAUUCAAUGGUCUUGAAAGUCUUCAGGAACUAAAUUUACGUUCAAACACAUUGAGCGGUCUUGAGCCGGGUAUUUUCGAUGAUUUAUUAAAACUUCAGGAACUUGAUCUCAGCAAAAACAAACUGAUAACUUUAUCAAAAGAUAUAUUUAAUGGUCUACAAGAUCUACGUGUCCUACGCUUGAAUUCUAACCAACUGAGUUACCUUGAGCCAGGUAUUUUCGAUGAUUUAUUGAGCCUAGAUGAUCUUAAUAUCAGUGAUAAUGAUCUCACAACUCUAUCGAAAGAUACAUUUAGGAAUUUAAAAGAGCUUUAUUGUCUUAAUUUAAUCUCAAACGCACUGAAGAAUCUUUGUUUCAAUGGUUUAUCACAACUCCAUAAGCUUCAUAUAAACAGAAACAGCUUAGGAACAUUAUCCAAAGGUCUUUUUAAUGGUUUUGAAAGUCUUCAGAGACUCUAUUUGUCUUCAAUCAAACUACAAAAUUUUGAGUCAGGCUAUUUCAAUGGUUUAUCAUGA
Aphidius gifuensis is the source of this 1389-nucleotide messenger RNA. RefSeq names its product insulin-like growth factor-binding protein complex acid labile subunit. NCBI's taxonomy places the organism in Eukaryota, Metazoa, Arthropoda, Insecta, Hymenoptera, Braconidae. Gene Ontology annotation, molecular function: protein binding. The record is from RefSeq and is a predicted model, not a curated record. The transcript has a single exon. The coding region runs from base 1 to 1389 and encodes 462 amino acids.